Messenger RNA from Mollisia scopiformis, 869 nucleotides. RefSeq names its product ribosomal protein-like protein L6. The coding region runs from base 20 to 775 and encodes 251 amino acids. Lineage: Eukaryota; Fungi; Ascomycota; Leotiomycetes; Helotiales; Mollisiaceae. Gene Ontology annotation, molecular function: structural constituent of ribosome; rRNA binding. Gene Ontology annotation, cellular component: mitochondrial large ribosomal subunit; ribosome. The record is from RefSeq and is a predicted model, not a curated record. Gene Ontology annotation, biological process: translation. The transcript is spliced from 3 exons.
AACAGAUAUCAUCAAGAGAAUGCUGUCCACAGCGCGGUCUAAAGGGCUAGAAAGGGCAAUUGCCUCUGCCCCGACAGCUCCUAUUCCCGAAUUCUUACUUCCAGGGUUCCCUGUGCGGUCAUCGCGAUCUUUUUCUGCCUCGACAUGCCGAACAUCGCAAAUCGGACGAGCACCAUUGUCGAUACCUCCAGAAGUUAACUUCAACAUCCUGCCUCCUCCUGUGCGAAAGAAUGGCCGUGCUUCACCUCUGGCUACUCGGCCGACGGUCGAGAUUGAAGGCCCUCUAGGCAAGAUGUCUAUGACUAUUGCUCCUUUUGUCAAAAUAGAUUAUGAUACGGCACAACGAAAGGCAUAUGUAUCAGUUGAGGAUAGAGAGUUUAAGAAGCAGCGGGAGAUGUGGGGAACUACUCGUGCAUACCUCCACAAUCAUAUCCUAGGCGUCUCAGAAGGACACACAGCAAUUCUACGUCUAGUUGGGGUUGGAUACAGAGCUACAGUAGAAAACACUGCUACGACAGUUGAGCCUGAAUUUGAGGGACAGAAGUUUGUUGUGUUGAAAGUUGGAUAUUCUCACCCAAUUGAGAUGCCAAUACCCCAAGGUGUCAAAGCCAGCACUCCUCAGCCAACCAGAAUCUUGCUCGAGGGCUGUGAGAAGGAGGUCCUUCUACAAUUUGCUGCUAAGAUUAGGAUGUGGAGGAAGCCGGAACCAUACAAGGGCAAGGGAAUUUUUGUCAAUGGGGAGACGAUCAAGUUGAAGGCAAAGAAGAUCAAAUGAUCUAUUAUGCUCUUCAUGUGUAUCAUAUGUACAGCAUAUCUAGGCGUUCAAUGACAUGUCCGAAUUCCUUGAAUGUCUAUAAACUCUACUUUUU